Molecule: messenger RNA, 4137 nt
Organism: Armigeres subalbatus
Lineage: Eukaryota; Metazoa; Arthropoda; Insecta; Diptera; Culicidae
Exons: 2
Coding region: 1-4137 (1378 amino acids)
Biological process (GO): DNA integration; proteolysis
Molecular function (GO): aspartic-type endopeptidase activity; nucleic acid binding; zinc ion binding
Source: RefSeq, a predicted model, not a curated record
AUGGACAGGGACAGUCUACUGAAAUCUCAUGGACUUUGUCGGAAUUGCUUCAGGGCGGGGCAUCAUGCCAAGGAAUGCCAAUCAAAAUACUCCUGUAAGAACUGCAAGGGUCGGCACCAUACCCUAGUAUGUUUCAAGCAGGGGAAGGAGAAAGAAUCCAAGGCGGUGGUAGUUGCUGGGGGUAACCAGCCACCGGAACCCAAGAAUCAAAGAGAUUCAUCCAAUAUCCAAGUGGCUAACGUGGGAGCCACGAAGGCUGUAGUGUCCGCUGCAGCUUACCAACAUCCAACGCGGGUUCUUUUGGCAACAGCAGUUGUGAUGAUUGAGGAUGACAUCGGCAAUCGAUUCCCUGCUCGUGCUCUACUGGACUCCGGAUCCGAAAGUAAUUUCAUUACAGAGCGGUUGAGUCAACGGUUACAAGUUCACCGAGAUCGAGUGGCUAUUUCGGUGGCAGGAAUUGGUCAGGCGGCGACCAAGGUUCGACAAAGGAUUCAAGCGGUACUCAGUUCACGAGUUUCAAACUAUUCUCGUGAACUAGCAUUCCUGGUUCUUCCAAGGGUCACGGUAGAUCUCCCAACAACUAUUAUCAACACGGAUGCUUGGACGCUGCCGGGUGGAAUUCAGUUAGCGGAUCCUACAUUCUUCGAGCCAAACGGAGUGGAUAUCGUACUUGGCAUCGAGUGCUUCUUCGACUUUUUUGAAACUGGGAAAAGGAUAUCCUUGGGGGAACAACUUCCUACCCUCAACGAAUCAGUAUUUGGCUGGGUUAUCAGCGGUGGUAUUUCGGUAUCAACUUCCUCUCUUCUCAUAAGCUGCAAUGUGUCCGCGUUGGAUGGCUUGGAUACCUUAAUCGCCCGGUUUUGGUCCUGUGAGGAGGUAGAGUCAGGCAAGGCUCAUUCGCCUGAGGAGAAGCGAUGUGAGGAGUGGUUCUCUAGUACUGUGCAGCGGAAUACGAAUGGUCGAUAUACCGUUGCUCUACCAAUGAUGGAAGGCGCCGUGUCAAGGUUGGGUGAAUCGAGAGACAUAGCAUUUCGACGCCUGCAAGGAACCGAGAGAAGGUUGGCAAGGGACUCAUCACUUCGAGAACAGUACGUCGUUUUUAUGGAAGAAUAUCUCAAUCUCGGACAUAUGGAGAUGCUGGAUGAGGAUUCCCAAGGUUCGAUUCGAAGGUGCUAUUUACCGCAUCACCCUGUGGUGAAGGAAGCUUCAACCACAACCAAGGUUCGCGUUGUUUUCGAUGCCUCCUGUAAAACGUCUUCAGGAGUCUCGCUCAAUGAUGUACUACUGGUGGGACCAAUAGUACAGGAAGAUCUCCGCUCCAUAAUCCUGCGAUGUCGGACAAAACAGAUCAUGCUGGUGUCAGAUGUGGAAAAAAUGUUCCGCCAAGUCAUCGUUCGUCCCGAAGACCGCCCUCUACAAUGCAUUCUCUGGCGAAAUUCGCCAUCGGAAAAUGUCCGUACGUAUGAGCUGAAUACGGUUACGUACGGCACAAAGCCUGCGCCGUUUUUGGCUACCAGGGCGCUACAACAACUCGCUGUGGAUGAGGAAGGACGUUUCCCUCUUGCAGCACGUGCAACCAUGGAAGACACCUAUAUGGAUGACGUCAUUACGGGCGCGAACGAUGUUGAAACAGCAACGCAGAUGCAGAUUCAACUGAAUGCGAUGCUGUCAAGAGGAGGUUUUCAACUUCGCAAAUGGGCAUCCAACUGUCCAGCAGCCCUAGCAGGCAUUCCCGAAGAAAAUUUGGCGAUUCGAACUUCGGAUGGGAUUACCUUGGACCCAGAUCCAGCAGUAAAAACCCUAGGAUUGACUUGGAUUCCAUCUUCGGACAUUCUAAGGUUCCAGUUCAUCAUUCCUUCGCUGAACAGUGACACGGUUCUUACAAAACGUAGCGUGUUAUCUGUGAUUGCAACUUUAUUCGAUCCGCUAGGACUUUUGGGAGCGGUUAUCACUACGGCGAAGAUUUUUAUGCAGCUUUUAUGGACCAUACGCGAUGAAAAUCAACAAUCUCUAGGAUGGGAUCAAUCACUACCUCCAACGGUGGGUGAGGCCUGGAGAAGGUUUCACGAAAAACUACAUCUUCUCAAUCAAGCCAAGGUCGAAAGAUGCGUUAUCAUUCCGGAAGCGGUUGUAAUCGAGCUGCAUUGUUUCUCUGAUGCCUCGGAGAAGGCUUACGGUGCUUGUCUGCUGGAACUCUGCGGUGCGGUAUUGGCUGCCCAGCUCUACGAAAAGGUCCGAACGUCUAUCAAAACAACAGUAAGCGGCUAUUUUUGGACAGAUUCCACUUGCGUUCUACGUUGGGUUGGGGCACCCCCAACGACAUGGACUACAUUUGUCGCCAAUCGUUCGGCGAAAAUUCAAUCAAUCACGGAAGGCUGUCGGUGGAGUCACGUUCCCGGAAUCCAAAAUCCGGCAGACUUAAUUUCCCGAGGAAUCGCUCCUCAAGACAUCAUCGAAAACCAAUUCUGGUGGCGAGGCCCCACCUGGUUAGAGGAAAGCCCGAAUAAUUGGCCAACACCACUAGAAACCCCAAUAUCUGGUGAGGAAGAGGCAGAGAAACGGCGGACAGUUAUCGCAGUAGCUGCUUCUACAGUAAGCGAGUUCAACCACGAGUAUUUUAGCAAGUUUUCUUCGUAUACCGACAUGAUUCGCCGAACUGCAUAUUGGUUGCGUCUGAUGAAGUUACUUCGAACAACGGCAACUAGACGAAACGAUGCGGGAUUCCUCACCACAGCUGAAUUGAAGGAGGCAGAAGAUACGUUGAUUCGUUUGGUGCAGAAGGAAGUAUUCGCCGAAGAACUGAAGGAAAUCUCUGCGGGGAGACAGGUUUCAAAUAGGUCUCAGCUACGCUGGUUCAAUCCAUUCCUAUCCGAUGAGCAGCUGAUCAAACUGGGAGGACGACUGAAGCACUCGCUGGAGUCAGAAGAAGCGAAGCACCCCGUUGUUCUUCCAGCUCGGCAUCCAUUCACACGACUGUUGCUUCAAUAUUAUCAUAAACAGCUACUUCAUGCGGGACCACAGCUCAUGCUCAGCAUACUAAGACUCCGAUUUUGGCCACUAGGGGGUAGAAGUGUAAUCCGGAAUAUCGUUCACAGAUGUCAAAAAUGCUUCCGUUGCAAGCCAACUUCCGUGCAACAAUUCAUGGGAGAUUUGCCAGCCGCAAGAGUGACUAUAUCCCGUCCAUUUUCCGAAACAGGAGUCGAUUACUUUGGACCAAUUUAUCUUCGACCUGUUCCUCGGCGUGCUACAGUUAAGGCCUACGUAGCUGUUUUCGUUUGUCUUUGUACUAAAGCGGUUCAUCUGGAACUGGUGUCAGAUUUAUCCACCGACAGGUUCCUACAAGCGCUUCGCAGAUUUGUGGCAAGGAGAGGUCGCUGCAAUAAUAUUUACUCCGAUAAUGGUACCAACUUCGUCGGCGCCCGCAACCAAAUGCAAGAUUUGCUGAAAUUGCUGAAAAACAACCACCAUAACGAAGUCGUAGCCAGAGAAUGUAGCAAAGAUGGAAUUCAGUGGCAUUUCAUUCCGCCUAGUGCCCCUCAUUUCGGAGGGUUAUGGGAAGCAGCAGUCCGAUCAACAAAACACCAUUUGCUACGAGUUGUAGGUGAUUCGCCUGUAUCUCCGGAGGAUUUUACUACACUACUUGCCCAGGUCGAAGCGUGCCUCAACUCUCGCCCCCUAACGCCUCUGUCUAACGACCCCAAUGACCUCGAACCAUUGACACCCGCCCAUUUUCUGAUCGGCUCAUCCCUCCAGUCGAUACCGGAACCCGACUUAAGUGGACUUCCAAUUAACCGCCUCAAUGUUCUGCAACUCACCCAAAGGAGGCUGCAGGAUUUCUGGAAGAGAUGGCGCAGAGAAUACCUCUGUCAACUUCAGGCUAGGAACAAAAGAUGGCAGUCAGCAGUAAGGGUCGAAGUCGGAAAGCUUGUUGUCAUUAAGGACGAGAACCAACCUCCUAUGAAAUGGAGAAUGGGGCGCAUAAUCAAUGUUCACCCUGGUAGUGACGAAAUUGUAAGAGUUGUGACCCUAAAAACCGCCGCAGGUAUUAUCAAGCGACCGGUAGAAAAGCUUUGUAUCCUGCCGCUUCCAGAAGGUCAUGAUAACACGCCCUUCAAUGAAUCCGCCACUCCCACGUAA